GCGAUCGGCGGCGCGGCCCAGCGCCAGCGCCUGCGCCUCCGCCGCCCUGGGGUCGCCGAGGUCGAGCGCCUGGGCCAGGCCGCGCGGCGUCGGGGCGCAGAAGCGCGCCGGCCGCACGAAGGCGAAGAGCUCCAGCAGGUCGAAGGCGACGAAGGGCUCGACGCCCAGGCGCGUCGCCGUGGCCCGGGCGUGGCAGACCAGCGGCGGCGUCUGACGCGCCCGGCGCGCGGCAUCGCCGGCCUUCAGCGACUCCACCUCGCCGUCCGGGCUCAGCCAGACGGCCCCGGUCAGACCGGCGACGAGAGCGGGCGGCGGUUCGCUGGCCUCGCGCCGCCGCAAGCUUUAUUGCCUUGCGGUGCGAUGCGCGGAGAUCCGGAUCUGAUCCAGCGGCUGGUGCGCGGCGACAAGCCGAGCUGGGACCGCUUCGUCGCCGAGACGGCGGCCGUCGUCUAUGCCGCCGUGCAGAAGCGUCUGGCCCCGGCCGGCCGCGGCGACGAGGCCGACGACGUGGCGCAGGAGGUCUACGUCAAGCUCUGCCGCAACGACUACAAGCUGCUGCGCGGUUUCGACGCGAAGAAGGCGAAGCUGACCACCUUCCUGACGGUGAUCGCCACCACCACGGCGAUCGACACGCUGCGCCGCGGCCGGCCGACCGGCGUGCACGCGGAGACGAUCGACGCAGUGCCGGAAGCCCGCCUCGCGGUCGAGCCGGUCGAGCCGGUCCAGCCGGUGCGCAUUCCCCCGGGCCUGCUGUCCGCGCGCCAGGCGGCCGUGCUGCGCCUGCUCUACGACGAGGAGAAGGAGGUCGGCGAGGCGGCCGCGCUGCUCGGCGUCGAAGCGCAGACCGUGCGCUCCAUGCAUCACAAGGCUCUGACCAAGCUGCG
This is a messenger RNA of Symbiodinium necroappetens, 884 nucleotides long. NCBI's taxonomy places the organism in Eukaryota, Dinophyceae, Suessiales, Symbiodiniaceae. The record is from the annotation of a GenBank genome assembly.